AUGACCGCAGCAGAACGCAAUCCAUGCAUCGCUUCUUACGAUGAGAUCGAAUAUAGACCGAUGGAGAGCAUAACACCCAGCGAUUGGGCACUGGCCAGGAGCCAACUUCUUGUCCAGGAGAAACAAGCAACAGCUCUACUCGCUUCGCUCGCCGCCGAGCGGCGGAACCUCCCAAUGAUCAAAAUUCCGGACUCUAGGCGUCUACGCUUCAGCGCGCUCGAUGGCUCGCCGCGAAGCCUUCUUGACCUCUUCGAUGGCCGCAAUCAACUCAUCUUAUAUCACCAGAUGCCCUUUGACAGUAACGGGCAAGGCUGUGGUGGCUGCGCAUUCUUCUCGGAUCACAUUCCACAUCGUGCUUCACUGGAACACCUGCACAGUCGAAAUACCACAUUCGCCGCCACAGCCCCCGCGACUGUCGAGCAGAUAUCAGCUUUCGCCACCCGUAUGAAGUGGAGCUUCCCGUUCUAUUCUAUCAACCUGGAGAUGGCAAAACACGAGUCGCAAGAAGAAUCCACAACACAGCUAUGGCUGCCGGAGUCUGGGGCGUUCAAGCUGGCAUGUUUCUGGAGAAACAGCGAUUAUGACGUGUUUCUCACAUGGACCACAACCAGCCGGGGAGUCGAGCCUGUCCUCUCGACUUAUGCACUACUCGACAUGACUAAGCUAGGCAGGCAGGAGGAGCAAGAUGGAACGCGGUUUCAUUUGCAUGAUCAGUACCACGUGAUCUGA
This is a messenger RNA of Cyphellophora attinorum, 729 nucleotides long. RefSeq lists its product as uncharacterized. NCBI's taxonomy places the organism in Eukaryota, Fungi, Ascomycota, Eurotiomycetes, Chaetothyriales, Cyphellophoraceae. The record is from RefSeq and is a predicted model, not a curated record. Bases 1 to 729 code for a protein of 242 amino acids. The transcript has 3 exons.